AAUAAAAUAAAAGAAAAAAUCAGAAACACAGAAUGUUGGACAAUUCACUAUAGACGUCUUCAGAGUUAAGAAGUUUAAAGAACGAAAUACCAGAAAUAUAUACACGUAUUAUCAUAUUCAAACGGGAAUUUCCGACAGUUUCGUUUUCGUUUGCAACACACACGAUAAACGACAUAUGUAUACACUUUUAUACAAAGAACGCAUCAACAGCGGAUCAAUGCAAUAAAUAACACAGUGUAAGAAUAUCGGCCAACAUCAAAUAUGUCCAGAACUAUUAAAGAAAUAUUGAUUGAUGAUUUCUUGCAAUGUAGCAUUUGCAUGGAUACAUUCAAAAACCCGAAAGUACUCAAAUGCCUACAUACCUUUUGUGAGAAAUGCAUUCUAUCAUAUAUUACUCAGCAAAGAAGCUUAUUGCUUGAAGACAGAAGAAUUGACAUCUCGUGUCCACUGUGUCGGACAAGAAUCGAGACCAGUUCGUGUGUGGAUUUGAAACUUCAAACUAAUUACCAAGUACAAAAUUUAUUAGAGAUAAUACAGGGUUCUCCUAGCCAUGAACUUUUCAUACAAUGUUGGAGAGCAAAAUCCAGACUUACGCUAGACAUGACACAAGCUAUAGCUAUUUCUGAGAAAAGCCGUUGCAGAUAUCUUGAGGAAACCAUCGACGAACUUGAAAAAACCAUUAAAGAUUUACGAAGGCAGUUAAUGGAGGAAAAUAGCAGUUUCAGUUAUCUUGAACUUCAAUCUGACGUUUCUGACUUACGAAGAGAGCUAGAGGAGGAAAAUAGCAGUUUCAGUUAUCUUGAACUUCAAUCUGACGUUUCUGACUUAAGAAGAGAGCUAGAGGAGGAAAGGAAACGUAACAGUUACCUACAUACAAGUAACAACUUACAGCAGUCAAGCAUUGAUAAACUAAAAAGACGGCUGGCUGAGGGAGAAAAGCAAUGCAGUGACCUUCAUGUCAGUAAUAAAGCACUCCAGACAAGCAUUUGUGAAUUACAAAGAGAACAUGCUGAGGAGCAAAAAAGAAAAAGUGAUCUCCAAACAAGAAACUCUGCUCUUUGGACCGAUUUGACCAAAUUACGAAAACAGCAAGCGGAGGUAGAGGAACGUUGCAGUGUCCUUCAAACCAGCAAUAUUGCACUACAGUCACGAAUUACCGAAUUACAAAAGGAACAGGCUGAGGUAGAGGAACGUUGCAGUGUCCUUCAAACCAGCAAUAUUGCAUUACAGUCACGAAUUACCGAAUUACAAAAGGAACAGGCUGAGGUAGAGGAACGUUGCAGUGUCCUUCAAACCAGCAAUAUUGCACUACAGUCAAGAAUUACCGAAUUACAAAAGGAACAGGCUGAGGAGAACAAGAGGAAACAUGAACUCCAAGCAAGAAACAAUGCCUUUCAGACUGAUAUGAUUGACUUGCAAAAACAACAAGAGAAGUUUGAGAAAGACUUGGAAAAUGAAAAGCGCGAGAAAGCAAAACUCAAGGUGCAGCUCGAAGAAAACGAUAUGACAAUUGCUCAUUUGCGUGAAGCUGUUGAUAAAAUAGGAGAUACGUGUUUUGCACUAAAGGAGCGUAACGAAGACCUUGAAAAGAUGGUUGCUGAACUGAAAAUGGCUAAUCAGUAUACAGACAAACGUUCAUCAGGCAUUUUUCAGAUGCUGCCAAGAGUGUUUCAGAGAAAAGGAGACGGAAACGAAAGUCAUGGAAAUAGAAAUUGCGAUGCAGAGUAAGUUUUCAGUGGCAGAAUAUGUACAGAUCUUUGAUCGUGGAUGAUAGACUUUUACAAGAUAUACAUUUGAUACAAGUAUCAUAUCAGCGGAGAAGAGCUUUUAAAAAAAGGUGACAAUGAAACUCCCUGGCAUUAAGAUGAAAAACAAACCAUAGAUAAAGAAAGAAUUAAUGGAAAUACUCCGUUUUGAACAAAAGAAGAAACGUUAACAAAAGGACAGUUUGCACUGGAGGACAUACAUUUUAAACCCAUAAGUCGUGGUAAUCUUUGUGAUUGUAUGCAUAUAAUACAAGUGCUAAUAUGAAAAUACCGUCACCCAGCCAUAUUUAUUCAUCUCAUCCGAGAAAACUACGGCCUGUGUAUAUAAAUUGAAAAUGUUUUUGUUUCGGUGGAGUGCGAGUUCUAGUUAUGAUACUGACCAUUUCUUUGGUUAUUUCUAUACAAAAUAUAAUCUCAUUACAUACUUAUAAACUCCAUGCCGUUUUAAUUUCAUAUCGGCUGGGUAAUGUCAAUUUUGACAUCAAUUUCAUUUAUGUCGUUGCGUUUAAAAAUAUUUAACGAAAAUAUUUUCAAUUUUAACCAAGCUAAAGAACAAAAUGAUAUCAUUUAUAUGAUAACCAGUAAGUGAAGAUGCGUAUGUGUUGAACAGAUUUUUGGAUUUAUAUUGAGAAAUGUGCACGGGAUCUGAAGCGGAAACGUUGCACUACUUGUGAAGCCUCUAGAUUGGAGGAUCCAUUUCUAUAAAGUAAGUAACAAAAACGCGUUUAAUUCCUUCACACAGUAAUACAAAUUCGUAUUUUUUCUAAAAAUAAAGCAUAACAUAAUAUUGUCACCGUGUUAAGACAUUUUGUCUAUUUUUUUUCCUAAUGCGCUUCCCGGGCCGCCCAGAUCGUUUAUUUAAUAAUUCACAUAUUUAUAAUUCAACAAACCAAACUGCUAUGUCCAAGUAGAGUGAUUUUAUGCAUGAUAAGAUAUUACAAAGAAUGGCUGCAGUUCAAUGGUGUUGUCUUUCAUGAUUCUAGCGGCAAUAUUUUGCCACGAACAUUGUAAUGGCAUCCCUAAUCAGUUUAAAGCUGACGGUUCUGCGCGUUUCGUAGCAUAGCGCAGAACGAAUGACUUAUCAUAAUAUAGCAUAAAUAGUAGAGGCAAAGUAUAAUUGGCUCGAAUCAUUAAGCAGUUUAUUUAUGUGGUAUUUGUCAAAGAAUUGACAGAUUUGCAUGUGGUUUUGGUUCUUCGCUAACCUCACCCACACAGGCUAUAAACUUACUUUGCUAUUCAAGUGUGUGUGAACUGAUUAUUAACAUUAUAUACUUUGGUUAGACCCGUUAUUUCGUAAUAGCGUUCUAUGAAAUCAUAUUGAUUGUCGUGCAAUACAAUCGCUAGUAUAGCCACAUUUCUUACCAAGUCAAAGUCUGUAAUACAUCAUUUUUGAAAUCAAUAUAUGGGCUCUUUAUUUUCGUGUGCAGCCGGUGUUCCUCUGAUGAAAUAGCGAUCACUUUUUAAUCAGUAUAUACAAUAUUUUGAUUGACAUGAACAGUUAAUAGAUUGUUCAAAUAUCAGUGCAACUGCAGUUUAAAUAUUUUUGAUCUACUGGAUCUUAGCAUGUAGAGUUACAUGAAAAUGUAUGAAAGUAAUAUGAAUGAAAAUGUUGUAAUAUAUAAAGCUAUGUAUAUAAUGUCUAUAAAUGUUGUUUUUAAAUGGAAAUAUAUGUUGUUGCGUAAAUGUAAUCAUAGUUUAUGGAAAAUAUAUAAAUGCAUAUCAAACAUGUCAUCUAAAUAAACCUGUCGCAAGUCUUUAACAACUUCAAACAGGUGUCUGUUUUUUGUACAGAGUGAUGUUAAGACAGGCAUGUUGAAUCAAAGCGCUCAAGGCACUGAUUGUAAGCUGCAAUUGGCGCUAGUUAGUUUGUAAAAUACUUAAAGGAAAGGAAGCAGGUGACAUUGCUUUAUACAAGAUGAUUCAAACGAUU
Messenger RNA from Mercenaria mercenaria, 3696 nucleotides. Its product is annotated as restin homolog. Gene Ontology annotation, molecular function: ubiquitin-protein transferase activity. NCBI's taxonomy places the organism in Eukaryota, Metazoa, Mollusca, Bivalvia, Venerida, Veneridae. Gene Ontology annotation, biological process: positive regulation of DNA-templated transcription. The transcript has 17 exons. Gene Ontology annotation, cellular component: nucleoplasm; chromatin. Bases 262 to 1728 code for a protein of 488 amino acids. The record is from RefSeq and is a predicted model, not a curated record.